This is a messenger RNA of Magallana angulata, 856 nucleotides long. RefSeq lists its product as uncharacterized. The record is from RefSeq and is a predicted model, not a curated record. The transcript has 8 exons. Bases 191 to 856 code for a protein of 221 amino acids. Lineage: Eukaryota; Metazoa; Mollusca; Bivalvia; Ostreida; Ostreidae.
CCUUGAAGCAUUGUGCAACAUUAUUUCAUAGUCUUCGCAAAUACAAGUGUAAGUCAACUGCGAUUUUGAAACUCUUACUAAGCGAAUGUGUAUCGGUUCAAAUAAAUUGAAAUCUGAACUUGGAUACGAGAUCGAGUGCAGUUUUAAAUCAUUUAAGAAGUGUCCUCAUGCACACCAUUAGCGGGGCGAAAUGCGUCUACCUACCAUAGUGCGUCUUGUGAUUUGGGGAAUAUUUUUGUCAAUUAUUUUCGUAUUAAACGAAUGUAAAAAGCUUGAUGGUUAUAAGUUCCCAGUAUACUCAACACCAUUUUGUCCAAGAAAUGAAUCGGAGUGGAACAAGAGGUCGUCAGCUCUCAACUGUAACAGGACUAAUGGCUACACUUGUUUACCGAACGAAAAGCUCACGGAACUGUUAGAGUUCUGUUAUAUAGAACCUUGGAUAUGGAUUGAAGAAGGUAUCUGUUUAUACCUGGAAAAAAAGGGUUCAUACGUUGAUUCAUUCAGCUGCCAUCACUUCAUACAUGGAUGCCACAAUACCUCUUAUCAAAGCAGAAGAAUAUUUGAAUACCCAGCUUGCAUAUCUAUCGGUGAUGGUUGUUUCUUGGCCGAACAAUCUUGUAAAAGCUCUCUAAACACUACUCGCCGUCCGAAAACAACAGAAAAUAACCAGGAUGACUGGUUUUGGGUCGUGAUUGUUAUAGGAAUCGUUGUUGUUAUUGUAUGUGCUUCAUUCUGCAUGCUGUACUUCUACCGUAAAAAAAGAGUUUUAGAGCAGUUGUUAGAAUGCAUGUUACGUGUGUGUAUGGGGUCGGGUGUGGUUGGGACAGUAGAUGGUGGAGGGGCGUACUCGUAUUGA